Messenger RNA from Phycodurus eques (leafy seadragon), 3006 nucleotides. RefSeq names its product scavenger receptor cysteine-rich domain-containing group B protein (gene ssc4d). Bases 208 to 1974 code for a protein of 588 amino acids. Lineage: Eukaryota; Metazoa; Chordata; Actinopteri; Syngnathiformes; Syngnathidae. The record is from RefSeq and is a predicted model, not a curated record. The transcript is spliced from 11 exons. Gene Ontology annotation, cellular component: membrane.
CACGGCCUCAGGGAGCACGUCGGUUUUACAAGUCUGUGAGCCAAUCACGCUGACCGUCAUCAAUACCAACAACGGCUGCAGCCUCAUUUGGGAAAUCAAUCCAAUGUUAGAAUUAGGCUACAAUGGGAUUAGGCCACAAAGAAGUGCCUGUUUGCUGUAUGAUAUACAUAAGUCGGUGUGGUGAUUAGUGAAAGGGACAUUGUAAAAAUGUGUUGCAGGCGGAUGGUCAGUCAGGCAGCCAUGCGAGUCCAGCGUGUUUUGGAGUGCUUGAACCCGACCAUCUGGCUGCUGGUGACCUUGCUUGGAUCCCUCGUCUUCAUGGCUUUCAGUGUGCUGUUGCGACUCGGAGAAAUCAAAUUAAACAGACGUGCUGCACCCAUCGAUGACCUGCAAUUCCUAGUGAGGAAGCAUUACCAAGUGCAACUGGCAAACGGGCUUAACAGGUGCGAGGGCCGAGUGGAAGUGUACUACAACGGUACCUGGGGCACAGUGUGUGACGAUGACUGGGACAUGUUGGAUGCCCAAGUAAUCUGUCACCAGCUGGACUGCGGAGUCGCUGUGGCCACGGGCAGCAGCUCGCAGCACGGACAAACCUCGAUACCCAUCGUGCUGGAUAACGUGGACUGCAAGGGGAGUGAAACAAACCUCGGUCACUGUGACAGUCUGGGCUGGGGCAUACACAACUGCUAUCACUAUGAGGAUGUGGCUAUCAAAUGUCGAGAACCGCUGGCGGUAGGGGCAAAAGCUUCAGGGGACGUUACAACACCACCUCCCAAGAAUGCAGUCUUGGAUGGCACGGUGCGUCUAGUGGAUGGAGUGGACUCUUGCCAAGGCCGGGUGGAGAUCUACUACCAGGGACGCUGGGGCACGGUGUGCGAUGACGAUUGGGAUGCGAGGGAGGCUGAGGUCGUGUGCCGGCAGUUAGGCUGUGGCCAAGUUAUUUGGGCUCACACCAACUCCUACUUCGGUUACGGCACCGGCCAUAUUCUUCUGGACAACGUUAACUGCGUGGGCAAUGAGGAGCAACUGGGUCAAUGUACGAACCUCGGCUGGAGCAACCACAACUGUGGCCAUCACGAAGAUGCUGGGAUCACCUGCUCUGGUGUAGGACCGACCACAACUGUGCCUUCGGUUUACCCUUCCGCUGGAAGCCAGGCCUUGACCGGGUCCACACUGGAAACAGCAAUAACAAAUGAUGAUGUGACAGCCACAGAACUCACCCGUAUUCGGACGGCUGCUCCGACCGAAGCUCCGAUGGCUGUCCGUGUGGCGAGCGGAUACGGCGGCUGCCGGGGUCGCGUCGAAGUGCAAUACGACGACGUUUGGGGCACGGUGUGCGACGACGGCUGGGACAUGCCCAACGCCGUCGUGGUGUGCAGGCAGCUCGGCUGCGGCGCGGCCAUUGAAGCGAAGUCGCAGGCCUCUUUCGGCUACGGCUCGGGUCCCAUCCUGCUGGACAAUGUGCAAUGUACUGGUGACGAAACACACCUGUCUACGUGCGCCCAUUCCGGCGUGGGUCAACACAACUGUGGCCAUCACGAGGAUGCUGGAGUUGUGUGUACACCGAUGAUUCCCUUCAAUGGACUUGCCCGGGACUUGAGAGUGACAGACGAGAUGGCCACCAGGGAUCCCGCCGCCUCCACCUCAUCGACUGAAGGCGCACUAAGGCUGGUUGACGGUCAGCAUGAAUGUGAAGGUCGCUUGGAGAUGUACCUAAAUUCCGGAUGGGGCACGGUGUGCGAUGACGCGUGGGACAUCCCCGACGCCAAGGUGGCGUGCCGUCAGCUCGGCUGCGGAGAGGCCGUCGCGGCGUGGGGGGAGGCACGUUUUGGCCAAGGAACGGGAACAAUUCUAUUUGACAAUCUCAAGUGCAACGGUAGCGAAUUCUCCCUGCAGAAUUGCUCCCAUAUACCCUGGAAUGCGCACAACUGUGACCACUCGGAGGACGCCGGCGUCACCUGCUCACUGUCAUGAUUCGAAGAGAUCCACACCUUCAGCAGUUGUCCCAAUGCCGGACUCGUGUGCGAUAUGUAAAUAACAGCGGUCACAUUGCAAAGGGGAAUAUUCGGCGACCAUUGGAAUUCAUGCAUCGCGUAAUAACUUGUGACAAUACACGACGGCGCCCCAGAAUUCUAACAUCUAAUGGCUAUUCGGCACUUCCCCACUCACCAGGAGUUGCAAUUGGACGUCAUGCAAGUGCUGGACAAUGGCGGAAAUGCCAGCAAAAUAUACAGUAUGGCGAGAGAACAAGAACGCCAUUUCUCUGCAAUGCAGCACGCAACAUCGGAGGAAACGUGCGGCGUUUCGGAAAAGGAGAAAAGCAUUCACUUCACCGCUGCACGUUUGGUUCUUGUCGAAUGGACGAAGAAAAGUUCUUCCCUUGUUUUGACCUCAAAUGUAGACGUCGCCAAAUCAAACGUUUCUGUUUCAAACUCCAUGAGGGACAUCAAAUGCAACACAUUCAAAGAACACAUUAGGGGAACGGCAAAACCUUAAACAACAAUACGUCAGGCAAACGUAACACCCAUGAAUAACUGACUCGACUUGGAUAGAUUGUAUCGCUACAAAUCAAUGAUGAUACCUGUGUUUCUCGCUUAAACAUGUAUCGCAAAGAAACCAAACUAAGUUUGACAAAACUAAUCUUUGUAUUUUUCAAUCGAUAUUAGCGUUUGGUGUGCGAUUGGUUCAAGUCGGUGAUGUUAGUCAGCGAUGGAAACAUCCUCUCUAUAUGCUUUAACGGUUGAGUCACGCAGUGGAGCACGGUAUAAUUCGUUCAUUUUUCAGACACGUUAAAAUAGAGAAAAUGUUUCCAACAUAAGUCAAACAAAGAGUCUCCCUGAAGCAUCGUGCAACAGAAGUUCACUUCAGUUGCACAGUUCAGUUCAUUUGUCUGAAAAUGAUGACUGAUGUAUUACAAAUCUAUUUUGGUCCAUUGAUCAAGUACCCACUGUAAGUAAAGGAGUUGAAUCAGUAGCUACUUCUACUUUUACCAGUCUUUUUUAUGAU